CGUCAUACACGUAGCUGAACGCUGAUUGGUCCGUUGGCAUUCCUCGGCGGUUCCGAUUUGCUACUUCGAACUUCGCGGUCACACAAAUGAAUGACAUCGGCGCAGCGCGGAGGUUUAAAUGGUCUUGAGUGUAAUAUAGCCUGUACAGUCUACAUCGUGUACAUACUUGUAUAAACCAAAGAAUUCCACAAUGGAGAAGCAACUAACGAUGGAAGACUACUCGAAAAUUGAGAAGAUUGGAGAAGGUACCUAUGGAGUGGUGUACAAGGGUCGUUGUAAGAAGGACGGCAGUAUUGUGGCCCUGAAGAAAAUCCGGCUGGAGAGUGAGGAGGAAGGAGUUCCCAGCACCGCUAUCCGUGAGAUCUCACUGCUUAAGGAGCUGCAGCAUCCCAAUGUUGUCAACUUGAGCAAUGUCCUGAUGCAAGAGAGCAGAUUGUACUUGGUCUUUGAGUUCCUGACCAUGGACCUCAAGAAGUACAUGGAGACCCUACGAGGCACUACCAUGGACCCAGCUCUUGUCAAGAGCUAUCUCCAUCAGAUAGUCCAGGGCAUCCUGUUCUGCCAUUGCCGUCGGGUCCUACACCGCGACUUGAAGCCCCAGAACCUGCUCAUCGACGAGAAGGGCAUCAUCAAGCUGGCCGACUUUGGCCUUGCGAGGGCGUUUGGUAUUCCUGUCCGAGUCUACACACACGAGGUGGUUACCUUAUGGUACAGGGCCCCAGAGGUCCUCCUUGGCUCACCAAGGUACUCCACACCGGUCGACGUCUGGAGCAUAGGCUGCAUCUUUGCCGAGAUGGUCACUAAGAGACCACUGUUCCACGGCGACUCGGAGAUUGAUCAACUCUUCAGAAUAUUCAGAACCCUGGGCACACCCACGGACAAGACAUGGCCCGGCGUGACAGAGCUCCCAGAUCAUAAGUCAACAUUCCCCAAAUGGACGACCAACAAUCUCGCCAAGUCUGUCAAGACGCUGGACCCUGAGGGAAUGGACCUCCUACAGAAAAUGCUGAUCUACGACCCAGCCAAGCGAAUUUCAUGCAAGGCCGCACUGUCGCACCCCUACCUCAAAGACUUCGAAGGGGGCACAGUCUUGCCCACAAGACUAGGUCAGUAGACAACCAAGGGACCUACUUUCGCGUGUACAUACCGACAGCAAAGUUGUAUCAUUUGUACAGAUUUCAACCUGAGCGGAAUAUCAUGACCGUUUUAGUACAUUGGUGUUGUAAAUGAUUGAUUGUUGGUGAAUUCCGACUCGUCCAAUCUUGAUAUCCAUUUUUCGGAGAAUUCAAAGUUCUUGUAAAUCGUAAACUACAGUGCUGCAAGUUUCAGAGGUUUUGAAUGCUCGAGAUAAACCUGCUGUUGUGCAAGGAUUGUGGCGAUAAAUUUACUUCAUGGGGAAAUUAUCAUUUUGUAUGUAAUAUGACUCGAAAUAACUUAAUCAUUUUAUAAAUGUGGCUGUUAAUUGAUUCACGUAUUCUUUACCAUGAUGGAAAUUGUUUAGAGCUUUGUAUCUUGGAAUUGUUUAAUUAGUUCAUAUUGUUUUCCCUCUGUAAACAUUAAUUUAAAAGACACUUGAAGUGUUUUCUUGGUUUUGUGAGUAGCAUAGGUUCUGUUUAUAUUUAUACAUGUACUUCAGUAGUGUAAAACCGAUCUUUUGAAACAUAGAGUCAAUUUCAGUGUACGUAUGGUGCAAUUAGAAUUGUGAACUUCAGAACCUCUAUCAUAAAAAGGGUUGUUUUGUAAAUACAACUGGCCAACAUCACAGGCCAAGCAUCCACCGAGUUUUGAACUUGUGUACAUACUCAUUCAGCAACCUGUUGACAAAAAAGUUCAUUUCAGAAUUUGAAAUUCUGAACAUAACACAACGUAAAAUGUAACGAGAUGUUUAGAACAUUGUAAAAACUGCGGAACAGUAAUAAAACAAGAACAUGAAUUGUGCAAAAUUA
Messenger RNA from Patiria miniata (bat star), 1946 nucleotides. RefSeq names its product cyclin-dependent kinase 1-like (gene cdk1). The transcript is spliced from 8 exons. Gene Ontology annotation, molecular function: ATP binding; RNA polymerase II CTD heptapeptide repeat kinase activity; cyclin-dependent protein serine/threonine kinase activity. Gene Ontology annotation, cellular component: nucleus. The record is from RefSeq and is a predicted model, not a curated record. Lineage: Eukaryota; Metazoa; Echinodermata; Asteroidea; Valvatida; Asterinidae. Bases 191 to 1114 code for a protein of 307 amino acids. Gene Ontology annotation, biological process: protein phosphorylation; G2/M transition of mitotic cell cycle; mitotic G2 DNA damage checkpoint signaling.